Messenger RNA from Pyricularia oryzae 70-15, 876 nucleotides. RefSeq names its product alpha/beta hydrolase. The record is from RefSeq and is a predicted model, not a curated record. The transcript has a single exon. Lineage: Eukaryota; Fungi; Ascomycota; Sordariomycetes; Magnaporthales; Pyriculariaceae. The coding region runs from base 1 to 876 and encodes 291 amino acids.
AUGGUCUCCUUCACCACCCUCCUCCUCGCCGCCGCGGCAUCCCUCUCCACCGAGGCCCGCAACGUCCCCCGCGACUCGCCAGUCUGGCUCACGCUCCCCCCGACCCCGCAGCUCCCGUCGCCAAUCUCAAACAAGCUGUACCCCAUCAACGGCGUGAAUCUGUGGCUGCAAAAGUACAACGAGGCCAAGGGCGGCGUCCCGAUCGUCGUGUCCCACGGCGGCCUGGGCUCCAGCGAGUACUUUGGCGCCGUGAUCCAGGAGCUCAUCAAGCGGGGCUACUACGUCGUGGCCAGCGACCGCCGCGGCCACGGGCGCAGCACCUUCAACGCCAACGACGUCUUCACGUACGACAUGUUUGCGCAGGACCAGGACGCGCUGCUCAAGGCCGUCGGCAUCAACAAGUACAUCUUUGUGGGCUGGUCCGACGGCGCCAUCCAGGGCCUGUCGGCGCUCAUGGACCCCAAGCUGGCCGCGCCCAUGCAAAAGGCUUUCCUCUUUGGCACCACCGCGAGCCCCGCCGACACAAACGUCAACUUUCCAAAGACCGCCAUCUUCAACGACUUUGUGACGCGCGUCGCCACCGAGUACCCCACGCUGCAGCCCAAGGCGGACUUCAAGGCCUUUGCCGGCAAGGUCAGCACGCUCGAGAGCACGCUGCCAAACUUCACCGCGGCCGACUUUGCAAAGAUUGACGGCACAAAGGUCACCAUGGUCGAGGCGGACCACGAGGAGGCAGUCAACAAGGGCACCGGCCUGAGGAUCAGCAAGCAGAUCCCCGGGAGCAAGUUCGUCUCGCUCCAGGGCGGCAGCCACUUUUCGCCAGUGCAGAUCCCGGCCAAGUUUGCCGACGCCAUCGAGGCUUUCUUGAAGGCGUAA